Messenger RNA from Charadrius vociferus (killdeer), 3092 nucleotides. It is a transcript of the gene ALS2CL, whose product is annotated as ALS2 C-terminal like. NCBI's taxonomy places the organism in Eukaryota, Metazoa, Chordata, Aves, Charadriiformes, Charadriidae. The record is from RefSeq and is a predicted model, not a curated record.
AUGUGCACAGCUGAAGCAACUGCGUCUCUGCUCCAAGUAGAAGAAACCUUCUCAGCAUGCCUGGCACGGAUAGAUGCCCUCAUCCUCAAGCCUCUGCUCCAGGCAGAGCCUAGUGACCAGAAAGGAAAGGAGAACUUUAAGCUCCUCCUGCUCCUGAAUGAUCGAUUUCAAGCUCUCUGGAACCUCACAGAAGAAAAUUACCGGAUACUGAAACAAAAAUGCAGCACCUCUGAGUCACUCUGCAUCCAGGACAUUUACACUGUCUGGAAAGGAGACCUGUUUUUGAGCCUCUACAUCCAAUAUUUCGUCACUUUUGCAAACUACGUCGUGGUCCACGGCUUUGAACAUGCCACAAAGAGCAAAAGUGAAGCCUGGAAGCACCAUAAGACCGUGCUGAAACAAUUCCUCACAGACUUCACCUCUGAGACCUCCAUGUCACUGGCCUUGUACACUGUUCUUCACAAACCUAUCCGAGAUCAUAUCGAACAAUAUAUACAGCUCCUUACCAAGCUCAAUGAGGUUCUCAAGGAGGGCUCUGAAAAGGACGUGGUUACCAGCGCCAUCGAGGAAUAUGUGAAGCUGGAGUCUUUCAUCAGCCAGGUCCUGGAUGAAGCUUGUUUUACCAAGUCCUUAUGGAAAUCCUUGGGCUACAAAUUCACAGACAUGCUCUGUGUACCUGAAAGGAGGCUGCUGGAAGAUAGCAAAAACCUUCCCAUCUCCGCCAGCACAAAUCGAUCAGACCGGAUCUUGCUCUUUGAUGAUGUCCUCGUGCUAAUUCAGGGAAACAGCUUUCAGAGUUUUGAUCUGAAGCUUGUGUGGGUAGAUGAAAACUGCAGGGAGAAAUCAGCUCCAGGACUGUAUGGACUCCGCAUUAUAACCCCAGAAGAAACAUUCUUUCUCUCUGCCAAAGAUCCGCAGAUGAAGGCUGUUUGGCAGUGGAAGUUGAACCAGGCUGUCCGCCAGGCACUGAACGGGAAGCGGGAUUUCCCACUAUGGGGCAAGACCGGUGAAGGCACCGAGCCCCCAUCCUGCCGCUUCUUCACCUAUGUCUUCAGGCUGGAGGGCAAGUUCAAGAGCGCAGCCUACGAGGGCGAGUGGCACUGGGGAAAGCCACAUGGCAAGGGGACACUGAAGUGGCGUGACGGACGCAACCAUGUUGGAGAUUUCAAAGAGGGCUUGGAGCAUGGGUUUGGAAUAUGCCUUGUCCCGCGCCGAUCUGAAGACCGGUAUGACUGCUAUAAGUGCCACUGGUACGAGGGCAAGAUGAGAGGCUAUGGAAUCUGUGAGUAUGGGAACGAUAUGGUCUACAAAGGUUACUUCAAAAACAACGUGCGUCAAGGGUUUGGGAUACUAGAGAACCUCUCAGCUGAGCAUCCGUUUAAAUACACAGGACAGUGGGAAAAUGACAAGAAGAAUGGAUAUGGAGUGUGGGAAGACAAAGAUAGAGGGGAGAGAUACAUAGGGACAUGGCUUGACGAUCACAAACAUGGACAAGGCAUUGUAGUAACCCAGUCAGGUGUCUGCUAUCAAAGGACAUUUCAUGCGGAUAAAAUGGUGGGUUCUGGGAUUCUGCUCUUGGAAGAUGACUCUGUCUAUGAAGGGAACUUCACGGAAGAUCUAACGUUUGUUGGAAAGGGAAAGCUGUCCUUUGCCAAUGGCUUCAUUCUGGAGGGAACCUUUACUAACAAAUCGGGCCAAGGCCUUCAGACGCACGGCAUCCUGAACACGUCGAACGAGCAGCUGGAUGACAGGAUAACCAAAGCUCAGCUGGGCCUGGAGGAGUUCCCAGUGGAGAAGAGAUGGAAGGGAAUCUAUGACCAGUUCCUGGAGUUCAUCCAUUCUGGCUGCAAAGAAGAAACGGAGGAGUCUUUCACAGGGUUCCACAUACAAACGAGCAAGGAGCUGCGGAAAUCUCAGGAGUACCUCUUCUGCCACAGGGGGACUGAGGAUGUAUCCUGGAAGAUAGAAGAUAUUCUUGAAGAGCUUGUCCAGCACCAGGGGCUGGAGUCACUACAGAGUUAUUUAGAGAAGGCAUUGAAAUCUUCCCUAAACCCACUACUGGGAAAGCUGCUGAAGGCCUUGACGAUAGCUUUUCAGGCAACGUAUUCUGGGAUUGGGGCCAACAGACACUUGCUGACUAUGGCACAAGAGGAAGUCAAGUACUACGCAAAGAAAAUAUGGGAGUUUUACCAGGGUUUGCUCCAUCUGGCGCUGGAACAGAAAGGCCAACUGCCCACAAAGUGUGUGGAUGGAGACAUGAGCGACCAGAAGGCAUGCAGCGUGGUCCUGCCGCUGAUCUUGCCCUGCUUCUACCCUGAACUUUUCAUGCUUUACAUGCUCUAUCACGAAAGAGAAGAUGACCUCUACUGCCAAGGGAUCGUGGACCUAAGUCUAUUUCCUGACAUCAAGCUGCUAGAAUUUCUGGAUGUGCAGAAACACCUCUGGCCUCUGAAAGAUCUCACCCUGACAACCAACCAGAGGCGGUCCCUCAUCAAAGACAAGUGUUUCCUCUCUGCCACAGAGUGUUUGCAGAAGCUGAUCACCACGGUGGAUCCCCGGGAGAAGCUGGUGAUCCUCCAGAAGACGUAUGAGGAGAUAGAGAGCACAGUGUCCCGCGUAGUGGAGAAGGACUACAAGCUCCCUAUGGAUGACCUGUUGCCCCUACUGAUGUAUGUUGUAUCCCGAGCAAAAAUACAGCACUUGGGAGCUGAAAUCCAUCUGAUCCGAGACUUGAUGGACCCCACCAAUCAAGGAGGACUGUAUGACUUUCUGUUAACAGCAUUGGAGUCGUGCUACGAACACAUACAGCGGAUGAGACUCCACCAAAGGGAGAACUGCCAGGUGACUCACAGCUCCUGAGCCCCAGGACCUGACGGGAGCCUCCUCUUUGCUGCACUUUCUUGACCAAACACUAUUGGAUGAAGAAGCAAUCAAGACACUGCUGUUCCAGCUGCCUUCAAAAAGGGAAAAACGGUUAUUUAUCAGAUGAGGGUUUCUCACGUGGUUUUCCCUUAGACUAGCUAUGGUUGUGAAGCACAGACAUAUGGAUGCUGUGGGCUAAAAGCCUUCAAUAAUCAACCUCAGCUUGUGUU